CUAGACAGUUUUAAUGAUUACAGUAAUAAUGUUCUGUGGUACAACCCAAAGGUUCAAGAAUAUUAGGCUGUUGGUAAUGAUCCUGGGUCAGUUCCAUCCACCUCCCAUCCCCACAAUUGUUUCCCUAAGGUAUCUUAAUCUCAUCGGUCUUUCAAACAGGCUUUUUCCCAUCGGUUUCCAGGUUAAAAUUCUGUAUGACUUUAUUGUUUCGAUUUGAGCUACAUAACCGGCACAUCGUAAUUUUCAUUUUGCUGCUCAAACAACCAGUGGAAACCAUUGGGGCUUGUAUUUACUUGGGUGGAAGAAGGGAGGUGGCCCGCAUUUUCAACUUACGCCACCGGGUCGUCAGAACGUGAAGCGCACUUAUAUGAAUCUGAAGUGGUGUCCUGGGUGCUGUUCCAUUGGCUUUGUUAAAACGGACAUGCGGUUUGGCAACAUUGCCUGUUGAUGUGCUGGAGUGGGAGCAAGAAGACACGACACCUCUUUCCAGGAUUCUUGUGUACUAGUACGGCUCCAGCUUACAGAUUGUUUGGACGUGCUGUAAUUUCAGCGAGAAGGUAGCAUCAUGUCAAGCUGGAGCACAGUGUUUGUGACUGGGGGUGCAGGAUACAUUGGCAGUCACUGCAUUGUGGAGCUGCUGGAUGCAGGAUACAGUGUCAUAGCUGUUGAUAACUUUGCCAACUCUGUGAAUGGUGAAUGUGGGGAGGCACCGAGCUUGAAGCGAGUGGAAUCUAUCACCGGAAAAACUGUCACAUUUUAUCAGUGUGACCUUCUUGACAAACCACACCUUGAAAAGAUAUUCAUUGAACACAAGAUUGAUUGUGUUAUUCAUUUUGCGGCAAUGAAAGCUGUGGGGGAGUCGAUGCAAGUUCCUCUUCUGUACUACAAGAAUAACAUUGUGGGGACCAUCAACUUGUUGGAGGUGAUGAAAACUCAUGGCUGCUACAAUCUAGUGUUCUCCAGUUCAUGCACAGUCUAUGGCAAUCCAGAAGUCCUUCCCAUAACAGAGGAGCAUCAUACAGGCAAUGUCACUAAUGUGUAUGGGCGUACAAAAUUCUUCAUUGAGGAAAUGCUGAAGGACAUUUCUGCAGCUGAGAAAAAUUGGAACAUCAUCUGCUUGAGGUACUUCAACCCUGUUGGGGCUCAUCCAUCUGGCUUGAUAGGCGAGGAUCCCACAAAGGCAUUCACAAACUUGAUGCCGUACAUGGCUCAGGUUGCUAUCGGUAGCAGACCCAGCCUCACCAUCUUUGGAGGAGAUUAUGAUACUGUGGAUGGAACAGGUGUACGAGACUACAUUCACAUAAUGGAUUUGGCAUCAGGACAUGUGGCAGCUCUGAAUAAACUUAAGAAAGAACAUCUUCGAUUAAAGACCUACAACUUGGGGACAGGGGAAGGUGUAUCAGUCCUCCAACUACUCCGAACAUUUGAAGCAGUAACAAAGACCAUGGUACCUUUUGAGAUACAAGAUCGACGCACCGGGGAUAUUGUUUCCAUGUAUGCCAACACGUCUCUCGCUGAGCGUGAACUAGGCUGGAAAUCCAAGUACACUUUGGAACAAAUGUGCGAAGACUUCUGGCGGUGGCAAACUAUGAACCCUGAUGGUUACCGAGGGAACAGCACCAGUGCCAGUGGUGAAAAUAGCAGAACAUCUGUCAUUAUCAAUGGCUCCCAUUUAAAUGGACACUGAGUAAAUACUGUUUUAGGAUCCAUUUGCUUAUAGCAUUUGAACAUGUGUCUGUAACAUGCAAAUUUAAGUGUUUAAAUUAUUUGGAACAAAUAGCAACUUAUUCACUAUGUGUACAUACAAAUGUAAAUGCUUCUACACUCAGUGUGUAAUAAAUAUUAAAUCGUCAUCAGGGUUGGUGUGUUGGUUUGUAGCAUGAUGUCCACAGGUUCAUGGGAUUAAAACAUUGUUAUUAAUGUAGAUCUGUAUGUUAUAUUGUACUCCUUGAGAACAUGCAUGGAAUUCUACCAUUUCCAAUUGGUCUUAUCUGCAACAAAAGCUAAGGAUUCACAGUGUAUGCACAGUGCCAUUGAUUCUGUGUGAUGUGUUGUGUAAAUUUACCCUCUUUGAAAAGCUUUCUAGAUGUUAGUUUUCAGAAAAUUAUCUCCACUUGAUCAGCAGAAAGAAAAUGAAAUGUUGCUGUAGAGGUCUCAAACUCAAAUUUGUAACCAUGACUCAACAAAACAAAAUGCAAUUUGUUAUUCCAGUAAUUUUUAAUUCAUGACAGAAGAUGAGUAACCUAAUCUAAGCUGCAAUGAAUCUACUUCUCUUCAGUGUAGUUUUGUUUAUUGUGUGUCUUACUUACCCAAGAAAUGCUGGCUGAGACUUGCCCGUACAGUUAUGAAUAUAUCUGUCUAAAAAAACAUGGAAGGAUAGUUUACAUUGUUGAUGUGUAAUAGCCCUUUAAGGGGCGCACACAUGCUAAGAUUUCUACUCAGCUUUGUACAAGUGUCUGGCUUAAAAUCUCUUAUCAAAUCUAAUUUUAUUCUACACAUUUCACAGAUUUGUCUGUGCAUUUCAGUUCAGUUGUAAAAAUUUUACCAUAUAUGGCUCCCUUUAAAUUUUUUUAAGUUUCAUUUUUAAUUAAUUGACUUCUGAAGUGGAGGUUGCCUUAUAUCACCAUGUGUUAAAGAUAAAAAUGUUCUUACAUUAGGUUGGAUUAGAAUAAUUUAAUUUUGAGUUCAUUCAAUUUCUCAUUUAGAUUUGGUGUGGAUUUUGGUUCAGUUUGUGAUGGCCCUUCCUUCCCACCCCCCUGUCCACCAUGAAACAUGUUUUCUGCAUUGUACAUGUGUUUCUGUAUAUUAAUCAUGAAAUGUACCAUAUUUUCCAGAGGUCUUGAGAGCAUUUUGGUCAAAAAUUUCCUGUUGUAAAAUGAAAGCUGUUGGUAAUGUGCAAUAAUUAGUUGUUUGUGGCAGUAAAUAUGAAUGGGUGGGUUUAUUUGUAACUUAUCUCUACUUUAUGUGAACCCUUUGUUUGUAUUUGUGACAUUUAUAUAAUAGUAUGACUUGUAUUUGUAUAACAUGUAUUGUAUUAUUAUGACUUAUUCUACAUCCUAUUGUCAUCUGACUAACUUAGGGAUCCAUAGAAUGUAAUAAAGAUGUAUGCCCAGAGUUAUAGGCCAAUAUGA
Zootermopsis nevadensis is the source of this 3131-nucleotide messenger RNA. The record is from RefSeq and is a predicted model, not a curated record. Lineage: Eukaryota; Metazoa; Arthropoda; Insecta; Blattodea; Termopsidae.